Messenger RNA from Paecilomyces variotii, 3883 nucleotides. Its product is annotated as ribosome 60S biogenesis N-terminal-domain-containing protein. Lineage: Eukaryota; Fungi; Ascomycota; Eurotiomycetes; Eurotiales; Thermoascaceae. The coding region runs from base 214 to 3606 and encodes 1130 amino acids. Gene Ontology annotation, cellular component: nucleolus. The record is from RefSeq and is a predicted model, not a curated record. Gene Ontology annotation, biological process: maturation of 5.8S rRNA from tricistronic rRNA transcript (SSU-rRNA, 5.8S rRNA, LSU-rRNA); maturation of LSU-rRNA from tricistronic rRNA transcript (SSU-rRNA, 5.8S rRNA, LSU-rRNA). The transcript is spliced from 5 exons.
CAUCAACUUUCAAGGCCCCAUAUACAUCAAAUAACUAUAGUUUCGCAGGACUGUCAUAGUCAGUGGGCGCUGUUCUGAUCGGAAAGUUCUGAUCGUGGCGCUCGUAAGCCGCCAACCAAUCACGAGCGGAGAAAAUCUGAGACCGGAUAUUUUCGAGCAACAUCAGAAAGCUCGCUCUCUCCGUCAGAAGUAAAACUAUAGCCAGCACUCAACAUGGCCAUUAUUGACUCCCAGUCUCCUCGAGUUAAGAGGCGGAGGAUUGAUAAUACUGGAGGCUCAGGUCCAGCAGCUGCGAGUAACAUCACCGAUAUCACGUCGCAUACGCAAAUACGAGAUCUGCUGGUUUUUCAACAGAGCGCCAAUACCGAGACCAAGCAAGGAAUCAAUAAGUUCAAAAAUUUUCUCACUUCGAUCAGCAACUCAGAGAAAGAAAAUGAAAAAGCCAAGAAGCUACGAAUCCUCAAGGCUUAUUGCGACUCGCAAUUUUCCAAAGUUGGAGAUGGCGAUGAUGCGAUUUGCUUCCCAGACAUGAUACAGACCUGGAGCUUUGCAGAGAGUAAUAAUCAUGAAUCCUUACUGACGGUGGUGCCUUCUGUCCUGGCUCUUUUCAUCAAAACAGUCUCCAAUCAGCUUGAGUUCCGUGAUUUUGGCUUGGCACUUUGCAAAUACUUGAUGCAAAAGGAGCAGCUGAGGCUUCUGAAUAGGGGUCUCACAUCUUCAAAGGCCAAGGAACAUCUCAUCUCGCCCUGUAUCCGUCUGCUCACGGAGAUCGUUAGUUUCGAUGGUGGAGCUGUUGCACGACUGGUCUAUUCCAAACGUGAUAUCACGUUCAAGAGAAUCGAGAUCUUCCUCACCCCGAAUAAGGCUCAAAUCGAGGACGUCUCAGACGAGGGCCGUAAAUCGACGCUUAGACGCAACGCUCAGCGUUAUGUUCUGGCCAACCUUCGAUUCCAGCAUGUCUCUGCGAAAAGCGACAUUAUUGAGCAACAUAAAGUCAUCAGAGCGUUUUUGGAAUUUGUUCGGAAAGAUUCUCGUGAUGUUGUCAUCGAUAUUAUUAGGGCCAUCGAGAAAGAUAUUGUCAAUGAUUCUUCUCUUUCCCGAAACUCGAGAAGCAGGUUCUUCAACAAGUGGAACCUAGAGAGGCUUGUGACGCUCUAUGGAUAUGACAGAGAAUCUGAGGAGCCCAAUCCAGAGAAUAUUUCGAUCGCAAACGAGAUUCAUAAGCUUUUGUUGAAGGUUUGCACCACUCCAGAGCUUGGCGUGCUGCUUCCUGAGACCGGCUGGUAUCCCCUUGGAAGCGAUCCUGAAACCAUUGCAACCGAAGAUGAUGGCUCGAUCGAUCUCGGGCUUGACUCUCCUGUGUACGUCGACAAGUACAGAGAGAAUAUUCCGAUCCGUAACGGAACAUUGUCCGCUCUUGUCCAAGUCCUUCGUCCAGAAUCGGAUACACUCCAAAUCGAGCUAUUACUGGCAAUCUUUAGAGCCGCCCCAGAGCUUGUCGCAGAUUUCUUUACCAAGCGAACCAUGUUCACGUCGGACCCGAAACCUACGCCUUCCUGGCUGGGAGAAUCGGCAUUCCUGUUCUCAACCGUGCAACUGCCGGUGCCUGCUAAUUGCGGAUGGAAGGAUAAGGUCCCGGCGAUGCCUCCACCUGUCUCGGUGGUUAUUGAGAACGUUUUGCCGCGACCCUUGACUCAGAAGAUCCUUAGCAGAUGCUUAAAUCAGAAUACCGAGGUCGUCACCCUAUUUGCAGUUCGAAUCCUGACAGUAGCUUUCCGGAAACUCCAAGCUGUCCUCAGAGUUUUCAAUGGAGAUCAUGGCAUUGGUCAACCAUUCUGGAGUCAGGCUUCCUCCAAACUUAUUGCCGAAUUCUGUCGCCGAUGCCCUCCGAUGAAAGAUGCCAUCCUUCUCUUCAAGAGAACGGCUAAGGAGGAUCUUCAGCAGCAGGAUGCUGUUGCAGAACUACUGUCUAUGUUCUACGAAGUUAUUCCCACCGUCGCCUUCGAAGAAAAUUUCGACGUUUCUCUGGUUAUUGUUGAUAUAUUAAAGCAAUUGGAAAAAGACGACAUGGAAGCAGAGGAUCGCGAGCUACUCUUGAGUCAACUGCAGAAUGUUCUGAAUAUUGCUCAGCGAUCAGCAUCGAUGCGUUGGUGGCAACAGCCUGCCUCACUUCAAUAUUCCGCUUUUACGUCCAUCCUUAAGGUUCUGGUUGAAGCGCGCGGGGAAGAAUCUCUUGGGCAGAUUCGCAAACUACUGCAAUCCGUCGUCGUGGAACACUCGGUUCUCCACAACCCCGACCAUGCGUUCCAUGCAUUGAUGUCCUCACUCGAGAACACGAGUGGCGAAUCACUUGCUUCGCAGUUGGCAUUCCUGGAUAACUGCAUCUGUCGUCUGGUGAAGAAGCCAGUGCACUAUCAGGAUCAUCUGGACUCCUUAGUCGAGGAGGAAUCUGCCCCUAUCAGCCUCUUGCUAGCUGCAAUCAAUGAACAAUGGCCGUUUAUAGUAAAAAAUGGCAACGUUGCGCAAGAAGAGGCUGUUGCGACGUGGAUUGCUCGCUUUAUGAAAGCCCUGAAGCAAGCUGGAGAAGACCCGAAAGCACUCCGAAAGGUGGCGGACAGUCUUGCUGCUCAGACCGAACUAAAGAAGAGCAAAUCCGCUAUCAAGAAAGGUUUAAAGUCGGCAGAGGCCUCGGAUGAGCGGGUCGAUGGUGACAACGUGUCUGGCACCAGGAAUACCCAGAGCGCGUCUAAAGCCACCAAAUCCGUGGACCUGGCCGAGGUAUUUGGUAGCCUGCCAACAGAGAGCAAGAGUCAUAACGUACUUCACAAGUGGGAGAGGGAAGAACUGGAGCUUGCGGUGGAGCAGGGCCAGGUCGCAGGGCUGAUGCUCUGUCUGUGUUCUGAACAUGACGAGAUCAGGAGACAAGCUGCCGUUGGUAUAUCUAGGUUGAUGAUGAAGCUCAAGGAUUCCAAGUACGUGGAAUGGCGUCCAGUUUACAUUCUGGCAGGCGAACUCCUUGAGACUAUGCGGAAACAAGGCUUUGAGAAUCCACUCCCCUGGAUCGCAGGAGAGUGCGCUGCUAGUUGCUUGCGAGUCUUGACAGAUCCAUUGCACAAAUUAUAUGGAAAGGUCAACCUGUUCCUUCAGAAGGCCCCCUCCUGGGAGGUGGUAAAGCUUCCAUCCUACUGGAUCGACAAGAUCUUGCUGCAUGAGCCUGAAUACGACGACGGCUACUUCGAGGAGAUAGAUUGGUUGUUAGACCUGUUUGUAAAGGGUCUUCGUACCGAGAAUGACUUGGAAAUCUACCGUCGUGCGAACGUCUUUGAGCGUCUUCUUUCUCUCUACAACUCUCCAACGCUUGCAACAUCCGCGAAAAGAAAAAUACUCCAUGUUAUCUACCGCGCAACGCAAGUCGGUGGCAGCACAACCCUAGUCACCAGGGCGGCUACUAUCAGCUGGAUCCAGAGUCAGAUCGCGGGCUUGGACAACAAUGACCUUACAAUCAAGGCAUUGGCGAACGCUGUCCAUGACACCGCGGACCACGACCGGAUCAACAAAUGGAGCAGCGCUGCACUGCCACAUGUUGUGGAGCAUAUAGCUGGGUAGAUAGACAGGGCAACUUACCGGUAAUAAUACCUAGUUACAUGGCGGAGGGAGAAAUCAAGGUGGCGGUUCUUAUGCAAGGCAGUGUGCGACUACGCCGAGCGAUCCAGCUCGUUAGCGGUUACCUACCAGUACAAUAGGUAACGAUAAUUCAUGGUAUAGUCAUGAUUCUCGAUGUGCAAGGAGCUAGCCCUAGAGUAUAAUGAGUGUAGUUAAGAUCAUCUGUGGUUAGUUGUCGAGUGGAGCACAACAGUGAACUGUUCAAUAAUGAAAGCGUCGG